CGCGCCCGCCCGCGCCCCGCGCAGCCUCCCCGCCCGCCGCCCCGCGCCACGGUGACCCCGGGCCUCCCUCCUGGCCCCGCGCGGACUUCCAAUAGCAGCCAGACACUGUCGUCCUGCCAUACUAUGGAGCCAUGUUCAUCAGAUGAAUUCUUCCAAGCCCUUAACCAUGCGGAGCAAACGUUUAAAAAAAUGGAAAACUACUUGAGACAUAAGCAGCUGUGCGAUGUCAUCUUAGUCGCUGGUGAUCGCAGGAUUCCAGCUCACAGACUGGUGCUCUCCUCCGUCUCAGAUUAUUUCGCUGCUAUGUUUACUAAUGAUGUCAGGGAGGCAAGACAAGAAGAAAUAAAAAUGGAAGGUGUAGAGCCGAAUUCAUUGUGGUCCUUAAUUCAGUACGCAUACACAGGCCGCCUGGAACUGAAAGAAGAUAACAUCGAGUGCCUGCUGUCUACAGCAUGCCUUCUCCAGCUGUCCCAGGUUGUGGAGGCAUGCUGUAAAUUUCUGAUGAAACAGCUCCACCCGUCCAAUUGCCUUGGAAUCCGCUCUUUUGCCGAUGCCCAAGGCUGCACAGAUUUGCAUAAAGUGGCCCACAAUUACACUAUGGAACAUUUCAUGGAAGUAAUCAGAAACCAGGAAUUUGUAUUACUCCCAGCCAAUGAAAUUGCAAAGCUCUUGGCCAGUGAUGACAUGAACAUUCCUAAUGAGGAGACAAUACUGAACGCGCUUCUUACUUGGGUCCGCCACGAUCUGGAGCAGAGGCGGAAAGAGCUCAGUAAACUGUUGGCUUAUAUUAGGCUACCUCUCCUGGCGCCGCAGUUCCUGGCAGACAUGGAAAACAAUGCACUUUUUCGGGAUGACAUAGAGUGUCAGAAGCUCAUUAUGGAAGCAAUGAAGUAUCACUUAUUACCUGAGAGACGACCCAUGUUGCAGAGUCCUCGGACAAAGCCUCGGAAGUCGACUGUGGGAACGUUAUUUGCAGUUGGAGGAAUGGAUUCAACCAAAGGAGCGACGAGCAUUGAGAAGUAUGAUCUCCGUACAAACAUGUGGACUCCCGUGGCCAACAUGAACGGGAGGAGGCUGCAGUUCGGUGUUGCCGUGUUGGACGACAAACUGUACGUGGUUGGAGGGCGCGAUGGACUGAAGACUCUGAACACUGUGGAGUGCUACAACCCCAAAACGAAAACCUGGAGUGUGAUGCCGCCCAUGUCCACACACAGGCACGGGCUUGGCGUGGCUGUAUUGGAAGGCCCCAUGUAUGCAGUAGGCGGGCAUGACGGCUGGAGCUACCUGAAUACGGUGGAGCGGUGGGACCCUCAGGCUCGCCAGUGGAAUUUCGUGGCCACUAUGUCCACCCCGAGGAGCACAGUCGGUGUGGCCGUGCUGAGUGGAAAACUUUAUGCAGUUGGUGGUCGUGAUGGGAGUUCUUGUCUCAAGUCAGUAGAAUGCUUUGAUCCUCACACUAAUAAAUGGACACCAUGUGCCCAGAUGUCAAAAAGGAGAGGUGGUGUAGGAGUAACAACCUGGAACGGACUUCUCUAUGCUAUUGGAGGACACGAUGCUCCCACAUCCAACUUGACUUCCAGACUUUCAGACUGUGUGGAAAGAUAUGAUCCCAAAACAGACAUGUGGACUGCAGUGGCAUCCAUGAGCAUCAGCAGAGAUGCAGUGGGGGUCUGUUUACUUGGUGACAAGCUGUAUGCUGUCGGGGGUUAUGAUGGACAGACCUACCUGAACAUCGUGGAGGCUUACGAUCCCCAGACAAAUGAAUGGACCCAGGUUGCUCCGCUGUGUCUAGGAAGAGCUGGAGCAUGUGUUGUGACUGUGAAGAUAUGACUUCAUGCUUUGUUCUCUAAGUGACGAUGCCCUCUCCCUUUAUUAACAUAAGGGCAGUCCUACCAGUGGAUUCAUUUUUAGUGAACGUGCAAUGCCACAUUUCUGGGCACAAAGUGCCUCAUUCCAAAAUGAAGAUGUUGGAACAAUGGAGGAAGGAAUGCAUGGACCAGGAUGAGAUAUACUUCAUCGCUUAGUAAAUGAAAGAUACGCUGCCGGACUGGGAUCAUACCUUCUUGAUAUACGUAUGAAGACAAGUGCACUGCCCCAGAACAAUCCAGCACUAACUGGGAAUUCAUCUAUUUUUAGUCAGGCACAUUUUAUUCACGUCGUCCAGAGUUAUUACCGUACAAACAUAUAAGCCUCUAAAAUAAUACUUUAUAAAUUUGUCAUACAUGAGCUUCCAUACUUUCUAUUGUUUAAUCAAACCACUAUUUUAAUGAUCUACUAAAGACUAUGCUGUCUAGUUUUUUCAGGUACAAUGAUAUUAAAUAUCCUCUAGUUGUGAAUUUUAUUACUAAAAUUGAUUUAACCCAAGAAUAAACAAAAACACUUAACGCAUUCAAAAUAAGACUGACCAAAUAAAAGCUUGAUAGGAUCUCUAGGUCCUACUGAAAUAGCCAUUCCAUUCCAUCUAGAUCCACCAAGAGCUGUGUGUGAUAGACUGAAAUUAAAGCAGGAUGCUUUACAGUAAGAUAUGCAAGUUUAUGUAGAGAAAAUAAACGCUAUAUACUCUCUAAUGUUCUUCCACCUAACUAACUAGUAUUUAAUUAUGUGGAUUUCUUCUCUUUUAUAUUACAGAAGAUUAUUUGAGUUUGUCCUUUUUGAUACUGAUGCAGUUGUUUAGCAGUUCUUAUAUUCUGUCUGCUGCUGCCUGUUUCUCACAUUUGACCCAUUGUGUUAGGAACUCAUUGUGCUUCUUUAUAAUCAAAAAAUUGGGAGGGAGGUAAUGUGCUAAUUGAAUAUUUGAAAAAUCAGUUGAAAGUGUUUGUUACUCGAAAUUUUGUACAUUUGUAAACUCUAAUUACAUACAUGAAUGUUAAUAGUCUCGGUGAAUUGUUUAUUGUUUGUAAAAUGCCCUGGGCAGUAAUAUUGUAUGAAAUUUCCUUUAAGGUAGAAGUCAUUACCUUAAUAUAAUAUGGAUGUAAACUGAA
Molecule: messenger RNA, 2981 nt
Organism: Peromyscus eremicus (cactus mouse)
Lineage: Eukaryota; Metazoa; Chordata; Mammalia; Rodentia; Cricetidae
Gene: Klhl5
Product: kelch like family member 5
Exons: 11
Coding region: 124-1830 (568 amino acids)
Molecular function (GO): protein binding
Source: RefSeq, a predicted model, not a curated record